Cydia pomonella (codling moth) is the source of this 1625-nucleotide messenger RNA. RefSeq names its product voltage-dependent calcium channel gamma-3 subunit-like. Gene Ontology annotation, cellular component: postsynaptic density membrane; AMPA glutamate receptor complex. Gene Ontology annotation, biological process: postsynaptic neurotransmitter receptor diffusion trapping; neurotransmitter receptor transport, postsynaptic endosome to lysosome; positive regulation of synaptic transmission, glutamatergic. The transcript has 5 exons. The coding region runs from base 56 to 1405 and encodes 449 amino acids. Lineage: Eukaryota; Metazoa; Arthropoda; Insecta; Lepidoptera; Tortricidae. The record is from RefSeq and is a predicted model, not a curated record. Gene Ontology annotation, molecular function: channel regulator activity; voltage-gated calcium channel activity.
GCUCGGCUGAUUUGAAUGGGAUUUUUGUUUUGUUUCAGUGAGAGGCAGGGAAGGUAUGUGGGGCGGCGGUGCGCAGUGCGUGCAUGCUACGCUGCCGCGUGCCGCGCGCCAGCCCGCGCCCACGCUCAGCGGCGCCAUCGCCAGCCGCCGCCCGCCCAGACCUAUACCCCCUUCACCAACACUGGUGGCGCAGAUCGACUCGUCCGUGGCGUGCUUGUGGCUGCUGACCCCCCUCUCCGCCGGCACCGCGGUGGUCGCCGUCCUCGUCGCCGUGUCCACCAACAACUGGCUUCACACUGAAGAGAACAUGCUCAACCCCUCGUACAACGGCACCGGGAGGCAUAGCCUUGUGGCCAAACACACUGUGUCGGGGUUGUGGAGGAUUUGUCAUACUGACCCCGGGAGCACGGUGUUCAGGUGUGUCGACAUUCCGUAUUUCCCGCUGUCUCAGCACGCCCCGGACCCUAUCGACUCGACAAAUGCUAUACCAUACGUAGUGACGCGCUCGGCAGCCCCGUUGCUACUCGCAGUUCUGACGCAGGCCUUCGGGGCCCUGUGUUGUGUGCUGGGCCACUGCGUGAAGGGCCGGCGGCUAUGCACCUUCAUCGCUGGAGUUCUCUUUAUCAUAUCUGGACUAAUAAUGCUCACUGGAAUAGUGAUGUAUAUAUCGGUGUUCAAGUCCCAAGUGAAUCACAAGCUGUACUACACGGUGUUAGCGUCGCCGCGGAUGUCUUACAGCUACGGCUACUCGUUCGGGCUGUAUAUCAGCGGCUUCAUCGCCGUGGAGCUGGCCGGCACCUCGGCCAUAUUUCUGUUCCUGCAAUGGUACCAAAAAGACUGGAUCACGGAGCUCACGGAAAAAGCUAAAGCGGACGGCAGGGCGUGGGAUCGCGAGUAUGCGUUCUCGGAUUUUAGAGAGCGCGACUCCACACUACUAGAGAGACGGAUGAUGAAACGAGACACGUACCCGCCGAGCGGGUCCUCGGCUGCCACGCCGCGCGAGCGACGCCGCUUUGUCUUCGACGGCGACGACCUGCCGCACUGCUCCAUACAUAAGAAUAGAAGAAUAAAUUUAAGCUCGGCGUCGCUGAAAGACCUGUCCACUUCGACCCUAUACGGGUUCCCGGCGGCGCCGCGGCCGACGGCCUGCGACAACUACUUCGAGGAGUUUAAGGAGGUGCCGCAGAGCGCGAACACGCUGAGCGGGCUGCGGAGCGCGUCGAUAUUCCAGUCGCAGGCGUCGGUGGCGAGCGGGCGCUUCCUGGACACGUCGGCCGUGGAGCCGCCGCCGUCACGCGAGGAGGAGCUGGUGACGUUCGGCGCGGGCGCGGGCGCGCGCGAGGAGCCGGGCCGGCACGACCGCGGCGUGGGCACGGACGCGUACCGCCGCACCACGCCCGUCUGAUGCCCGUCCGUCCGCCUGUCGUGCCCCACCUCCAAGCAUAUCUUCGAGUGAUAAGUGACGUUUCGUGUACCGUUCGAUCGGUGUAUGUCGCGUGUGUUCGGCGUGAGAUAGUAUUUAAAAGAGGUGAUUUUCGAAUUUAUGAGCGUACGUGAAUUAGGAUUAUGUUAUUAGUUAAUUUUUAAUUGUUACAUUUCCUGAAAUAAACACUGCCAAUUGUGUA